Sardina pilchardus (European sardine) is the source of this 5041-nucleotide messenger RNA. RefSeq names its product papilin a, proteoglycan-like sulfated glycoprotein (gene paplna). The record is from RefSeq and is a predicted model, not a curated record. Gene Ontology annotation, cellular component: extracellular matrix. The transcript is spliced from 28 exons. Gene Ontology annotation, molecular function: serine-type endopeptidase inhibitor activity; metalloendopeptidase activity. Lineage: Eukaryota; Metazoa; Chordata; Actinopteri; Clupeiformes; Clupeidae. Bases 239 to 3895 code for a protein of 1218 amino acids. Gene Ontology annotation, biological process: extracellular matrix organization; proteolysis.
UCCUACCCAUCUCAUUUUUCUGUGGAGGCGUGGGAGAGAAAAUCGACUUGACAUCGACCCUUGCUUGUCAGAAGUGAACGGCCAUCUGACUGUUCAGACGAUUUCACUGAAAGGGAGUCCUAUCUGUUGUUUGCCGAGAGACGAUCCACCUUACAAAAGCGUGACCAACUGCCUCAAGUGCGCACUACGGACCAGGUGUACAGGGAAAGAGAAAGAACAGCUCUGAACGCUGUGAGCCAUGAAGAUGCUGUUAGCUCUGGCUGCUCUGCAGCUGUUCCUUACUCCAGUUCUUCUGACCCCCAGCGGAGAUUACUGGGGAGAAUGGGCAACUUUUGGGGCAUGCAGCCGCACCUGUGGAGGUGGCAUCAUGGUGAGGACGAGGAAGUGCAUCACGCAGAGGACUGAUGGCGGAAGCAACUGUGUUGGCCCAGCAAAGUCCUACCGCAUGUGCAACGUGAAGGAUUGCCCGGAGGGCGCGAGAGACUUCCGAGAGGAGCAGUGUUCCCAGUUUGAUGGCGCAGAAUUCCAGGGAAAGCAUCACAAGUGGCUGCCAUACUAUGGAGCCGAUAAUCCGUGUGAGCUGAACUGUAUCCCGAGAGGAGAGAACUUCUUCUACCGCCACCGGGCUGCCGUAGUGGAUGGCACCCAGUGCCACCCUGGCAGGAAAGAUAUCUGUGUGGAGGGGGUUUGUAAGCGUCUGGGCUGUGAUAACCGCCUGGAGUCCACGCAGCAGGAGGACCCAUGCCUGCAGUGCGGGGGCAACGGGCAGUCCUGCUACCUGGUCAGGAACACCUUCUCCCAGAGGGACCUGCCCACAGGCUACAAUAGGAUGUUCACCAUCCCCGCUGGAGCCACCACCAUUCGCAUUCGCGAGACUGUGGCCUCUCGUAACUACUUGGCUAUCAAGAACCUCCGUGGGGAGUACUACCUGAAUGGGCACUGGGUUAUCGAGUUCUCCCGUGCCACCCCCAUCGCUGGCACCAUGCUGUACUAUCAGAGAGGAGCCGAGGGUGACGUGGUCCCUGAGACCAUCAUCGGCCGUGGACCCACCACUGAGCCCCUUGUUGUGGAGAUAAUCAGCCAGGAGCCCAACCAAGGAGUAGAGUACGAGUACUACCUGCCCCACGGGCGUUCCAGAGAGGGCUAUUACUGGAGCCAUGGAUCAUGGUCUCCCUGCAGCAGAGACUGUGGAUCAGGAUUCCAGACUCGUCAUGUGUUCUGUGCCAUUGACACAGAGGUGUUCUCCGAUCACCUGUGUGCUGCCCUGCCCCGCCCCGCCAGCAACCGCACCUGUAACACACAGCAGUGUCCUCAAGUCCGCAGGAUGGCGUAUCUGUACGAGCCGCUCAUGUGGAGACCAAUGGACAGGCCACAAGUAUAUGUUUAUGUGUUCAGCUGGAAGCUGGGCGAGUGGAACCAGUGCUCGGUGACGUGCGGCGGAGGUUCUCAGGUGCGCUCGGUGGAGUGUAUUUCCCACGAUGCCGCUGGCCCCCGCGUGGUGGAGGACGCCCAGUGUGAGUCGUACGCCCAGCGUCCGGUCAGCCAGCAGAUCUGUAACGCCCAGCAGUGUGCGGACUACACCUCCUCGGCCUGGAGCCAGUGCUCGGUGACGUGUGGGCUGGGAGAGCAGACGCGUGACGUGGUGUGUGUGGGCAGCGGGGGGGUGCCGCUGGAGGAGCAGGCCUGUAGGGCGCUCCUCAGACCCCCCCACGUCCAGUCCUGCCAGAUGCCCGCCUGCCCACGCCACGUACGCUGGCACGUGGGAGACUGGGGCCUGUGCUCCAAGAGUUGUGGCUCGGGGCUACGUGAGAGGCAGGUGAUCUGCUCUGACAGUCAGAGGAACUUGUUCGGGGUGGAGAAUUGCAGCGCCCAUCCCAAACCCCCCACCGUGGACAACUGCAACAGCCAGCCCUGCUACAGCCCCCAGGAGGUGCCCAGUAUGCAGGAUCCCAGAGGCCAUGACAACACAAUCCACGGAUUCCAGCCCUUCGUUCCAGAGGAUCCUACUCCAGUGAUCAGGCCUGAUGCUGUCGCUCCCACAAACACAGUCAUUGACCCCCACAGCUCGGUCAUCGCUCGCCACUGCAGCCAGACUCGGUACGGCUGCUGCCCAGACGGACGCAGCUCUGCCCGGGGCCCCAGAGGCCAGGGAUGCCCCCGCGACCCCUCCUGCUCCGCCAGCAGUUAUGGCUGCUGUCGUGAUGGGGUGACCGCUGCUCAGGGCCCCUACAGACAGGGCUGCCCCGAGGACACGCCUGCGCCCCCUACAGUCGCUAGCCCCACUCCCCCGGCCACAGACUGCAAGACGUCCAGAUACGGCUGCUGCUUCGAUGGUGUCCAUCACGCUGGAGGUCUCUAUGGAGAGGGCUGCCCCAACCCCCCCAGCAGCACUACGCGUUCGUCCACCUGCUUCCUGCCUCGCUCCGUGGGCCCUUGCGCCGAGUGGACGGCGCGCUACUACUACGACGACGCCCAGGCACGCUGCGUCCACUUCUGGUACGGCGGUUGCCACGGCAACAGCAACAAGUUCCUGUCGCGCCAGGAGUGCCAGACCUUCUGCCAGCAGGAGACGACGCCCGCCAGAGGCAGCGGCACGGGCACCAGCGGUGGGCACACGCGGGACAUGAGCCACGUCUUCACCGUGCCCACGCGCAGCUCGGGCGGCGCCAGCGCCAACGCAGGGGCCAGUAACCCUGGCAACGCCCCCGUCGUCCGCUUCGGCUCCAGCGCCGCCACCAGCGCCUACCGCGCCCGCCUGCACAUGCGAGGCCGCCGCCCCGUGGCACACACCAUGCCCGCCGCCAGCCAGAUAGAUGUAGGAGUGAGUAUUGACAAGUCGGACCCCUCCACGGUGGAGGGGCUGGUUGGCCAGCGGGUGGUGCUGCCCUGUAGGGUCACCCCUCUGCCCUCCUCCACUGUAGUGGUCGAGUGGAAACGGGACGGGACGCCCCUGAACCCCUCCAGGCAUGUCCAGCAACCCAAUGGUUCCCUGCUGGUGGGGCCGCUCAGAGUGGAGGACUCGGGGUGGCUUCUGUGCCUGGCGACGAGGGAGCGCGAGCGCGACCACCGCUACAUCUACCUGUCCGUCUCAGAGUCCCAGGGACGCCUCGAUGGAGCGGACAGGCCCGAGACCGAAGAUGACCGCCAGCAAUUUCCCAGGUUCAGUAUUGACCAUUCGGCGUCGUCGCUGGUGGAGGCUCGGGCCGGUCAAACGGCCAGAUUGACGUGCACAAUCACUCCUGCCUCCGCCAUCCCUACAGUCACCCUGCAAUGGACCAAAGCAGGCCAACCACUCAGCACUGUCAGUAGGCAUUCCCAGCAUUCCGAUGGCACUCUGAUGAUCAGUCAGCUGGUGCCGGAAGACUCGGGUGUGUACACCUGCUCUGCCUCAACCACCCAGCAGCUGGAGGAGCGGCACAUUCAGCUCCGAGUCCUGGGGGACCCCAAGAUCACCACGGCUCCCACCAACGUGCAGGUGGUCCAGGGGAGUAUCGCCCAGCUGCCGUGCGUGGUGACCGGGGACAACGUCAACAUAGGCUGGUCUAGGAAUGGUGUGCCGGUGAGGCCAGAUGGCCGCUCUGUCCAGGUGUCCGCAGACGGGACUCUGAUCCUGAAUAACGUGCAGCCGUCAGACGAGGGCACCUACACCUGCAACGCCUACACCGGCACCUUCUCCGUCAGCGCCGCGGCUGAAGUGAAGGUCAUCAAGUCCCCGCUGCAGGAUGAUAACGGGGCUGCGCUGAUACCCGGCGACUGCGUGGACCAGCCCGAGUUGGCCAACUGUAAGCUGAUCGUCUAUGCCCGCCUGUGCUCCAGCCAGUACUACUCCAGCUUCUGCUGUGCCAGCUGCACCCGCUACAACCAAGGGCUGGACAGGUUUGGGCAGAUUGGGUAGGGAGGAGGCUGGCAUGGACCCAGCGUGCCACUGAGGCCCCAGGACUGAGGUGAACUUUCUCCUCCGCCAGACCUCCCCCCCCCCCCCCCCAGAGCCGCAGCACUUGGGAAGCUCCAUCACAUCACGCUGUGCACAUGUACAAAGCAUUUUAUCCACGUGUUUGUUUGUGUUUGUUUUUUUCGUUUGUUUGUACAAAAAGUCGUGAUAACUGCAUAUGAUAUUUAUCUUGUGAAAACAAAAAAUACUACAGAGAAUGUUUUCUUUCUUUUUUUUUGUCAAUGUUCAGGGAUAAUCUGUUGGUGAAUAUUUGCCUGGUGCUUUUUUUUUUCUCGGAAAGUCAUGGUUCACUGAAAUGAGAUGUUUUUACUGUUACUGUGUACUGGUGAAUGCCUUCAGAGUGUGAAUGUAUGAGUCCACUGUAGGAGGGAGCGAUAUGACGGGCGGUAGACACCAAAUGCACUGGUUUCAACCCCAAAGGUAAACUAUGGGAAUUCAGCACAAGGUGUUCUCAUAGUAACGCACUUAAUCCCACCGAAUAACAAAUUGGGUCACAAUUCAUCCCCUUAUUUCCCUUUGUCAUUUGGUGAAGGCAACAGAUUGCACCCUUGUCCUCGUCCUUGUCAUUUCAUUUACACACACACACACACACACACACACACACACACACACAUUGCCACUCACACACACAGCAACGUUGUACCUAGGAAGGAUAUUGGUGAUUCUAUGGUGAGUCUAUAACCAAGUACUCACAUGACAUUUUGUAAUGUACAGUAAUUAUAUUUUUGAAGAUGCUUCUUUAUACUACUAAGACAACGCAACACAAAAAUGCAACAUAUUCCGAUGACAUUCAGAUGUUCAUUUGAUGACCAUAACUCGAAACAACACUGCCAUCUGCUGGGCAUCUGACAGGUUUUUUUUAGGUUUGUUUUACAUUGACUCCCUACUCCCUAUGAGGGAGUUUGGCCUGCUGGGUUCAUAACAUCAAUAAUAGAAAUAUAUAUAUAUAUUAUACAUAUGUCUAUGCAAACUUUUUUUCUACAUUUUUUCAAAUGACACAUAUGUAUGGACAUUUUCUAUGUUUUGAUAUUCUUUUUAUGUGAAAUGAAAAGCGUAAACAUUAUUUUCCAUAAAACAAUGUUGCCUUGG